AUGAAGAAAGUGAAAAAUAUCGAAGGCAAGUUUAAGCGUACUUUCUUGCAUUACAGCGACAGGGACAUUCAUGCCACCACAGAUCUCAUCGACGAUGAGACAGCUACCACAGCAAGCGACGUUCACCCCCAGCUUCUGCAAACGAUCUAUCCCAGAGCAGAUGAUGACGGUGCGCAAGCUCUCGCGCAACACUACCAAGAGCUGGCCCGCAGGGAGAGAACCGUGAUCGACGUUAAACACGCUGCAGAACUUCUUCUCUCAUCAGAGACAGAUUCGAAACCCAUCACGCCAGGUACUUGGGUGAGGAUCCAACACACCCCUCAUGAAGACGAGCUCGCACCGUUCAUUGAGAUACCGUGGAUCCCGUCCGAAGCGAGGAAGGAGAUCAUAAGCAGGGCAUACAUAGCCACUUUGGCUGUGGAUGAUCGUGUACGAGUGGUGUCUGGGCAACUGGUCGGGCUGGAGGGGAGCAUCCAGAGCAUCCAGGACAGUAUCGCUGAGAUAGCCGUCGACAUUCGUCCGAUAGGAGCGGCGACUGUGAAGCUGGCCGCUCUCUGGAGACUCCACAUGCUGGGCGACAAAGUCGAAGUUGUGAGAGGCGCACAUCGUGGUAGCCGAGGGUUCAUCCUGUCCAUACAGAUGAACGAACUGAAUCUAUGCUUGCACGGCAGCAAUCAGCAGAUCACGGUGGAGUGUUUCAAUGUCAUCAUGGACUACAAGCCCACAGCCCGCAAUCCGAUCCCUAUUUCGUACAAUCAGACAUCACAGGUAGUCAUAAACCCGAUGGAGAUCGAAUCACACGAAAGCCAGUCCAUUAGGGUUUCUCGUCAAGAACGGAACCCAUACAUAGCUCAGCAGGUGAUUGUGAUAUCCGGUGCCUGGAAAGGACACAGGGGCCUGCUGAAGUUCGUGUAUAACCAGCACCAUCAGGUGCAGCUGGAGGCUCCUCAAGGGCGCGUUGAACUUUAUGUUGCGAAGGAACUAGCUUUGUACAGAGAUAGUGGUCGUAUUAUCCCACUAGUGAACGAUCAAAAUGGAACUGUGGAACCCGACUGGCCAUUGGAACCAGAAAUGGAAACGCCAGCUCUCGAUGACGGCUCGUCGACUCCUCUCCCCAUUCCUGAACCAUCAGACGAUACACAUUAUGAGCCUGCAUGGGACCCAGCGUCGACCGAAGCGGAUGUAGAAUUCGCGGCCCUUCAGAGGAGGCUGACAGCGGAUCUGGCAGCCCUUCAGCCACCAGUUACAACUGAUGACGUGCCUCAUGAACCUAUACACGUCACGACUGAACUCGGCGCCAUCCUGCUCAACCCGGCCUUACGUGAAGUGUUCCCGAUACUACGGGAGAUUCCUCUCCGCAUGACUCGACAAGAAUACCGCAACGUCUAUCAGAGCGUCUACCUUCACAUGAAUGAUCUCGUUGUCGAUGAAAAUGCCCAGGAACUCAGGGUGUCAGUAUAUUUCAGUGGAUCAAGGAGGGACAUUACGGUUCUAUCAAAGGACGUGGAGCCGGUGCGUCUACACGUCGGUGACACUGCUAUGGUGACAGCUGGCCAGAAUACAGGGUUUGUAGGCUGGGUGAAGGAUGCGAACGACGACCUGUACUUCCUGCAACCACGUCAGAGCACCAGACCGAAGAAGAGGUCCAGGGCAAAGUCUGCACAGAAAUCUGCCCCUUUGGUUGCAGAGCCGGUUGGAAACAUUAUUAUGGUCCUCGUAAAGAAGGAAUUCCAGUAG
Molecule: messenger RNA, 1737 nt
Organism: Laetiporus sulphureus 93-53
Lineage: Eukaryota; Fungi; Basidiomycota; Agaricomycetes; Polyporales; Laetiporaceae
Exons: 5
Coding region: 1-1737 (578 amino acids)
Biological process (GO): translation
Cellular component (GO): ribosome
Molecular function (GO): RNA binding; structural constituent of ribosome
Source: RefSeq, a predicted model, not a curated record